AUGGUCUUGAUUACUGCUCUAUGGUCCUGUCUUAGAAAAAGAAGAUCAAUUUUGAACUUUUCUAUCUUAUGGAAGGAAGAAUCCCAACAAAAAUCAAAAAAUAUUGAUGCAUUUUUAAAAACUUAUGGAUCCUUAGCUCUCAAAAAGUACACAUAUGCUGAUAUAAAAAGAAUGACCAACGGAUUCAGUACAAAAAUUGGUGAAGGAGGCUAUGGUGUUGUUUACAAAGGGAAGCUAUAUGAUGACCGCUUCGUAGCUGUGAAGUCGUUAAAACAAUCAAAGGGUAAUGGAGAGGAUUUCAUUAAUGAAGUGAUAAGCAUUGGUAGAACUAAUCAUGUCAAUGUCGUGACUCUUUUAGGAUUUUGUUUUGAAGGGAAUAAAAGAGCUUUGAUCUAUGAAUUCAUGUCCAAUGGAUCUCUUGAUAAGUUUACUUAUAAUUGUGCUAGAGAAGUGUCAUUGCCAUGGGAUACACUUUUGAGUAUUGCGUUAGGAAUUGCAAAAGGACUCGACUACUUACACAGAGGUUGCAAUGCACGAAUAUUGCACUUUGAUAUUAAACCUCACAAUAUCCUCCUUAACGAUGAAUUUUGCCCAAAGAUCUCUGAUUUUGGCUUAGCCCGGCUAUGUCCCCAACAAGAAAGUACUAUUUCGAUGACAGUGGGAGCAAGAGGGACAAUUGGGUACAUUGCCCCUGAAGUUUUUUGCAGAAAUUUUGGUGGUAUUUCACAUAAAUCGGAUGUUUACAGCUAUGGGAUGAUGGUCUUAGACUUGGUAUGUGGAAGGACAAAUGAUUUUUCUAAUGAAAUGCAAUGUAGCAGUGAAUUGUACUUUCCCCAUUGGAUAUACAAGCGAGUAGAACAUGGACAUGAUGUUGCAAUUCAUGGAAUCAUGAACGAUGAAGAAAAAGCAUCUGCAAGAAAGAUGAUUUUAGUAAGCUUAUGGUGCAUACAGUCGUACCCCUCAAGUCGGCCAUCGAUGAGUACAGUUAUAGAGAUGCUACAAGGAAGCGUACAAUCGAUACAGAUGCCCCCGGAGCCGACUCUGUCGUCCCCUCCAAGAUUAGUUAACAAUUCUGUUGACAACUUUGUGAACACAUCGACAUAA
This is a messenger RNA of Beta vulgaris subsp. vulgaris (sugar beet), 1104 nucleotides long. RefSeq names its product LEAF RUST 10 DISEASE-RESISTANCE LOCUS RECEPTOR-LIKE PROTEIN KINASE-like 2.5. Lineage: Eukaryota; Viridiplantae; Streptophyta; Magnoliopsida; Caryophyllales; Amaranthaceae. The transcript has a single exon. Gene Ontology annotation, molecular function: ATP binding; protein kinase activity. The record is from RefSeq and is a predicted model, not a curated record. Bases 1 to 1104 code for a protein of 367 amino acids. Gene Ontology annotation, biological process: protein phosphorylation.